This is a messenger RNA of Morone saxatilis (striped sea-bass), 3548 nucleotides long. Its product is annotated as CLOCK-interacting pacemaker-like. Lineage: Eukaryota; Metazoa; Chordata; Actinopteri; Moronidae. The transcript is spliced from 5 exons. The record is from RefSeq and is a predicted model, not a curated record. Gene Ontology annotation, biological process: negative regulation of circadian rhythm; negative regulation of DNA-templated transcription. The coding region runs from base 346 to 2040 and encodes 564 amino acids. Gene Ontology annotation, cellular component: nucleus.
GUGUGUGUGUGUUCCGGUCCAGACACACGGGAGCCUCACGGUGUUUUUCAGCACUCCCCCAGCAGGGAACAUGUGCUGCCGGGGAGCGACCACGCCUCCACCCGCCUGCCUCACAUGUUGCCGCACACAUUCACUGUCUCCAACGCUGCGUUCAGGGCCUACGGGAAUAGUACGGGACAACAAUGGCAGCCUCGGAAUCAGAAUAACUUUUAUUGAACAGGACAGGAUGUAAAGUGGGUACUGGAGGAAGGUACUGCCUCCCUGACUGUGGAGAUGCUUCGUCCUGCUGCUAUAAUUGAGCUGUCCUCUCUCAUCCUGUGGGUAAAACACUGACAGAGCUCUGGAAUGCCAAAGGAACAGGGGCACUUUGGGGAGCGGGCCACCCGUGGCACCUCAAAGACUGCUAAGGAUAAGAGCAACAGUGCCACCCUGCGGGCGUCCCAGGGUGGCUCCUACAGGGAGCAAUCUGGAAUGGGUGACAUGAGCAACUGCAUGCUGCACUGUGACUCAGAGAAGGACUCUGAAAAAGACUCUGGGUACUCAGAGGCUGGCUCUGACUCUGUGCACACCGAUUUAGACGACCAGCGCAGCAGUGUGAGCGAACCUCACAGGGAAAGCAGCAAAAUCCCCAGCAACAACAACAGUGCAAACGCUGCAGGCCACAACAUGCCUCCCUAUGAGGAGCUCACCCCCAUUUAUGUCAUCAAAAACCUGGUGGUCAAGCCGUCUAGACCGGAGCAGCUUCUGCAUGGCUCCCUGGCAUGGGGUGGAAGUUGGCACAGCCUUACCAAUCCCAAAGCGCCCACUCAGCUCUUGCUGAUCCAACAGCCAACAAUGCCUGCCCCUUCCUCCUCCACCCUGACUCCUUCAUCCAGUCUAGCAGCACCACAGGGUCAAGUUAAGAAAGGAGGCAGCCGCAGCAAUCAAAGCCACAGCAGCAAGAACCACAGCAGCAACAACUUAUACCUGCCUAUCCUAAAUUCUUACCCUCGCAUCGCCCCCCACCCCAGGAAGGAGAGCCAUGAGGGCAAGAGUACCAAAUGGGUGGAGGGGGUUAUGGAGAGUGGCAGUGAAGGCCAGAGCCAGAGCAAGAGAGUGUGCAUUGAAGAGGAGAAAAGAGAGGACGUGUCUACCACCAGCCACCUCCUGAAGCCCGAGCAGCAGCAUCAGAAGGAGGGGAGAGUCCAUUCCCACUUGCAGUAUAAAGUUAGAGGUCACAGCUCUUCCUCCACCAUCCAACACAAGUCCCACCACUGCCAACAAAACUCGGGUUCUGACAGUGUCGGCUCACCCUCCGUCUCCAGUACCCAGACACCCUCACCACCUUCUUCUUCCGACUCCCCCUCAUUCUCCUCUCCUCCUUCUUCAUCUCCCUCUUCCUCCAUGACUCACAGCCCAUAUUGCCUGGCUCCAGACAGCUCAUCCACACGCCACCGCCGUUUCUUCAACACAGCCGAGAUCCUCAACCAGUCUGGUCUGCUGGCCAUCACGCUACGCACCAAGGAGCUGUUGAAGCAGAAUGCUGCCACUGAGAGAGAAAUUGCCCAGCUCCGUCAGCACACCCAUCUCCUGUGCCAGGUAGCCCAGGCCAGCCAGAGUGGAUACAAUGAAGGCUCAGAGAACAUCAACAAACUCCUCCAGACCAUGACCGAGUCAGGCUCCUACCCCAGCUUAGACUUAAAUCAACUGAAAGUGCUAAGUGGCAGCCACCAACAGAGUAAGACGGGAAGUGAAGAAGACAAAGGGAAAAAUAACAACAUAAGAACCACUAAGACACACAGCAACCCGCCACAGGUGGUGUCUUUACACAACACAGAUGAUGGUACAUCACCACCCUCUCCGCUGUUUGCCCCAUCGCCAGAUACAGAAGAAAGAGAGCAUGCUGACGGUCCUCUGGACGGCCCCAUGUCACCCUUCAUCUCUGUUUCCUUUUCCAGGUCUGUCCCUGAACAGGGACACCAACAAGCAGUCAUAGACAGGAACUUAAGUGAUCUCACUAUGUUGCCAGAGAGCUCAAUGCACAAUAACUAUCUCCUCUAGCUACUUGGUGAAGAGGACUUGGACCGACAGGGUAACACGUGAACUUAGCAAUACAGGAGAGCAUGGGUUUUGUUUGAAUUGAGCAAAACUGAAUGUGACUAGUUAAAAGGGAGGAUAUUUGUUGGGUUGAUUUACAGACAUGAUUUAAAGUUGGACAUGAUAUAUUUUCCUACUUUUUAAGUCACGGAUUUGCUCAUUUCAGUGGUCCAUUUUUCAUCUAUAUUUUUCUGUGGAGAGGCCUGUCAUUCACAGUGAUGGAUAUCCAAUAUGUGACAAGAAGCAGACACACAACUGAAACAUGUUUACAGAUAAACAGAAAACAUGAGUCAGGUACUGUUGUCAUCACCACUCAGGUCUGUUGUAAAGAUUGGCAGCAUUUAUAGACUGAUUACAGCUUUUCCUUUGUUGUGUUGCUUCUUAGAGUUUGACAGAAGCAAAGAUCACUUUACAUAUGGGCCGACAAGCUUUCAGUAGUAAUUUGCAGUUGCUUUGGCCCAGUUUCCAACGAGAUCUCCAAAUAAGAUUUCAGUGUGCAAUACUCUAAUUUUUUUUAUUUUUUUUUUAAGAUAUUGUUUUGCCCUUUUUUAUUUGAUAUGGAUUUCUAAAUGCAAAGUAGUUGCGUACAUCAAGGACACACCUUACCUGAAACAGUGCUCUCCCCCGAUUCUCCUCCAUAGUGAAACAAACUGGAAAUAUACUGAAUCACUUUGUGACAUGGAGAGAGCUUUUAAAAAUAUUGAAAAUGGAUGUCCUGACCAACAUUAUAUUGUACACCGCCAUGUCACUCUCUAAUUGUUUCCACCCAGUUUUAGUAACGAAAGCUGCAAGUCUCUAUUGUGAGUCUAAUAUUCUUAAUCCAAAGAGCCAGUCUUACUUUCUUAAUUUGUCCCUUAAAGGACCAGUGUGUAGGAUUUAGUGGUACCUAACAGUGAAGCUGCAGAUUGCAACCAUUUGAAUAAUGCUCAGCCUUCCAAGUGCAUAGGAGAAACUACAGUUGCAGGGAAACAUUUAAGGCCCUAUCUAGAGCCAGUGUUUUGGUUUGUCUGUUCUGGAAUUCUUGUGGUUCAAAAUAGCGGACUCGGCCAUAAGAGGACCCACUCCCUCAGUAGACAUAAACAGCUAAUUCUGAGGUAACAAAAACAUAACGAUUUUUAGGUGAUACACUAAGGAAAACAUACCUAUGAAUAUUAUAUUAAAUUUCUGCCAACCGAUCUUCCUAAAUUUCACACACUGGACCUUUAAAACAUAAAAUGCUAUCCAUACAUACUAAUGCAAAACACUAUAUCACAUAUUCCAUCCUCAUCCCCAACACAGACACUUCAUAUCAACACAAGUUCCAAUACUCAAACAUGUGUUUGUAAGCAUUUCUCCAUAUUUUAACGGUGCUAGUCUGGUGAACAGCGUUUCAAACACAUGCUAAUUACUUCACCACUAUUGCCAGCAAGGAUGAAAUUUUGAUUUCAGAGGUGGGGGACGCACAAUUAUUUUUAAUAAAACUCUAACUCUUU